AUGAAGAAGAUGUACAAGAAAGGCACUGUUCAUCCGACGCCACCUUUGGUUUCUGACCAAUUGCUGUCAUUUUUGCCAGCGACAAUCUUGACACUCACGGCGGCUCUGUCACUGGAGGACAGAGAAGUUUUGGCAUAUCUCAUUUCUUGCUCCUCCACCAACUUUUCCAACCAUCCCCGCAAGAACACCCUCAAAAUCACCAGCACCGCCUCCGAUGACCACCGGCCAUCUUUCAACUGCUACUGCUUUAGUUGCUACACGAGCUACUGGGUGAGAUGGGACUCUUCGCCUAACCGUCAACUCAUACACGAAAUUAUAGAUGCUUUUGAAGAUGGUCUGCAAAUGCAAAACAAGAAAGAAAAGAGCAAAAGAGAGAGAAGGAAGAGUAGACGUAAUAACUGUCAUAAAUCAGAUGAGUCAAAAGUCUCUGAAAUGAGCUUGAGUAAGAACGAGUUUACCGAGUCAAAUUCAACGGCGGAGAGUGCCAUUUCCAGUGAUGCUGAGGAUGAACAAAUGGCGGAGGAAGAACUCGAAAGAGGGUCUGUUGGCGGGUUCUUGAAUUUUCUUGGAGAGAGAUUUUGGGGUGUAUGGACCUGA
Messenger RNA from Fraxinus pennsylvanica, 597 nucleotides. NCBI's taxonomy places the organism in Eukaryota, Viridiplantae, Streptophyta, Magnoliopsida, Lamiales, Oleaceae. The record is from the annotation of a GenBank genome assembly.